CCGGUGCCUAAAUGUGUUACAGUAUGGAUUUGAUGUAAUGCUCGAAGUUCAGGAAACGCUUUGCUUAACUUUCAAUUGCAAGAUCACAUGAAAUAGUACCCGUUUUAAUUGAAUGUCAUAUUUUUGUCGGGGGAGAUUGUUCUCGUACAUUUUGCGUUAUAUGUCGUGGGUUGUCUGCAAGCAAGUGGUAGCCUACAGUAACGUUUAUUGGCAGUUAUUUUUGGACACUGACUGAUCUAGUUAGGGACAAGAGGUACCGGUAGUUGACAGCACGCACACGUUUUCCCAAUGACAGUGUCAAAAUGCACCCGUUUGAGCGGUCCCUUGAUAAAGAAAAUGCUUGAUUCUAUGGACAAUGUCCUCUUCGACUGUGAUGGUGUCAUCUGGCGAGGGGAUCAGGCCAUCCCUGGCACCCCUGACAUUAUCAAUCUGCUAAAGAAGAAUGGAAAGAAAGUGUUUUUCGUCACCAACAACAACACUAAAGCUAGAAAGAUGUAUGCAGACAAACUGGCGUUGAACGGAUUCAACGUGACAGAGGAUGAUGUGUUUGGAACGGCGUACUGCUCAGCAAUGUACCUCAAAAAGGUCUCCAAACUGCAUGGCAAAGUGUAUCUCAUAGGAAGCAAUGCAAUGAGGCAGGAACUAGAGAAGGUUGAGAUCCAGCAGACAGUUGUGGGGCCUGAUCCUAUAUCAGGUGUCCAGAUGGAUUGGGCCAACGUGCCACUGGACCCUGAGGUGAAGGCUGUGGUUGUUGGGUUUGAUGAACACUUCAGUUACAUGAAACUGAACAGAGCCCUGCAGUACCUCAACAAUCCUGACUGUCUACUGGUGGGAACCAACACUGACACCAGACUGCCCCUGGAAGAAGGCAAAGCUGUCCCAGGUAACGGCUGUAACCUGAAGGCUGUGGAGACCGCAGCCCAGCGCCAGGCCCAGACUGUGAGCAAACCCAACCACAUCAUGUAUGACUGUGUGGCCAGCCAGUUCGGCUUGGACAGCCGCCACUGCCUCAUGGUGGGGGACCGGCUGGACACAGACUUUCUUCUGGGGUCCAACUGUGGCCUGAAGACCCUGCUGACCCUGACCGGGGUGUCCACUGUGGCUGACGCUGAGGGCCAUCAGGAGAGUGGCUGUCCGGAGCGGCUGGGGCUGGUGCCUGACUACUACGUGGAGAGAAUUUCAGAACUCCUGCCUGCUCUACAAGGAUAACCAGUCUUAAUAGGUUUUAUCUCAGUGAGACUUGAGUCUGGGUUGAUGACGGGUUAAAAUGUAUUAAUUAUAAAAGACCAUUAAGGACUAUGUGCGUCUGAAAUCCCUGUGUGUUUCUGGGUUAUGCAUGUGAAAAUUCAGGAAUCUAAGAGAAUCAACCGCUUCUAUAAUACUAAGACUUCAGGAAACAAACUACACUAAUGUAUACAAAUCUGUACUUUAAUCCACCAUCGAAACGAAAUCUCAAUGU
Oncorhynchus keta (chum salmon) is the source of this 1459-nucleotide messenger RNA. RefSeq names its product glycerol-3-phosphate phosphatase-like. Lineage: Eukaryota; Metazoa; Chordata; Actinopteri; Salmoniformes; Salmonidae. The transcript is spliced from 2 exons. The record is from RefSeq and is a predicted model, not a curated record. Gene Ontology annotation, cellular component: cytoplasm. Bases 289 to 1209 code for a protein of 306 amino acids. Gene Ontology annotation, molecular function: sn-glycerol 3-phosphatase activity.